UCUCUACCUCUCCGCGAGGGAGCACCACGCUUGGCGCGGCCUGCGACAGCCAGCAUCAUCGUCCUUUUCCGCUUAGAUUCGGCCAAUCGGCGUUUGUUUCGCUCCCAAGUUCUGUCCGUGUUUAGUCGUGUGAGAGUCGUCGUGUGGUUCGUGCGUCGUAAAUGUGUGCCGUCUUCGCGCGCGGAAUCGGGUGUUGUGAUACGCAAAUAAAAAUCUAACGAAUUAAUAUCCGUUAUCCAACAAACGCGCAAACGUUCACAAGUUGUCAAAUAUCCCCGAACAGUGGAUGGUUAGUGAUUUUUUAAAUAAUAUCUGUUGAGUGGUUUUAUUCGUGUGAAUAGUUUUUGACGGUUAUACGAAAGUGUUUCAUUUAUCCCAAACAAAGUUUGUACUGUGUGAUAGUUCCAGGGGGUCAUUCUCUCGUCCACCAAGUGCCAUUUGUUGUCGAUCUUGUUGGGAUUCGUGGUGCCUGAAAUCCUGGAUAUGGGUAAAUAACUAUUAACUAAAUCCCGUCCAAGUCGUAUGAUAGUAAUCGAGACGACAGACGGCGUAUAUAAACGUGUCUGAGCGGCGUGAAGGUCGGUCAUUGGUGAAAAAAGGAGGGAAAACGUUACACGACCGCCAGGUGUCUGGUCUGUUUACAAUCCGUUUGGCGGUUGUACACAUGAGGAAGCGGCGUUCUCGAUCCUGCGAUCUGAUGGAUGAAUUAUUCUCAUCAUGAUCGUUCGUUACCCCAACGACAACGGUCGAAUUUAACCUUGAAAGCAUAUCCACAAACCCGGUAUCCCAUCCUCGGCUAGAAAAUUCCCUUCCCGACCCUCACCCCGUGCAAGUGGGAGAUUGAAUAAUUCCGAAGGUGGUGUUUACACACAUGUGAAAAGGAAAGGAGGAAAAUCAAAAUGGAGACCGUCGCCGAUUCGAAUUCUUCUAAAAUAGGGGAGACGCCGCACGUGACAUGCCACAAAAAGCGUGUCUCUUCUAUGCAGUGUAAUAGCGUCGGUGCAACAAUUUCGAGUUUACCCGGUCGAAUGAAUACGAGGGCUUCUUCAUCUUAUCUGAGUUCGGACAGCGGGUACAUAUCUUUCACCCCAAGUUCUGCUAGUCCCGCCGUUUACACGCCUGUAACUAAUACGACAGGUUGUCGUUUACGUUCAUCCGGUAAUUGUUCGUCGGCGAGCGGUGAAAAAAAGAUCGACUCUGCCGCCAUCGUAAAACGUCGACACCGGUUGAGAAAUCCCGAACCGUUUUACUCGGAAAGAGCCUCUAGGUUCAGGUCUAAAUUGAACCAAAAAUUAGACGCCACUUCCGAAACCCCCUCGAAUUCCAAAUCAAAGAAUCCCAAUCGGCGCUCUCCCGGCUACCGGAACAAUUCCAUCAACAACGGCAACAAUGACCCCGGUUCCGAACUCGAUGGAUUGCUCAAAGCGAGACUCCGGAGUGCCGACGUCCAAAAAACCUCCGUACCAACAACACCUGCGUCAAGAUUACAGCUGCUAUCUUCUCCACCCUCGCCGGCGAUCCCAUCGCUUUCGUUCGUUGCUACAGAACCGAUCGAAGAUGUCGAAAUGAAUCUAGUCAUCGUCUCUCAAAGUACACCUCACAUUUUACCAACGUCACCGACAACCAGUAGACAAAUGCAUGGACCGGUCGGUUGUGGAUCUUCGAUUGAAAGUCGCAACAAGCUCAGCAAGCUCGUGAUAACGGACGUAUCGAAGCUUGACAUGAAACCCAAGAGGCUUAAUUUCACCGAGAGACCAAAGUUCGAAGGAAUAAGAAGAACCAGAGCCCUUCCGUAUUGCGCGGGAAAAGGUUGCGUUGAUUUUUUAACGAUAUUGGGCGAACAGAGCGAUCACUGGAGAGUUGUAUCGAAAAUUCUGUCGCUUUUGAGCCCGCAGGAUUUGUGCGCGAUUAGCAUGGUUUCGAAACCUUGGAGAAGAAUAUGCGCGCGUGAUUCCAGAGCGAACAUCAGAAGGCUUCGCCACAUCAUGAUCAGGCAAAACGCUAAGGAGAAUCUCAAAUUGAUCGCAAAAGCGAAGGCUGACGGAGAGGCCAUUGCCGCUAGUCCUAAGAGCAGAUAUUCGAGAAAGGGAUUCUUGGUAGAGGUCCAAAAUUUACUUCAAGCACCCGAAAGUCCAGCUGCCAUAAUCACCAACAGUCCACCUGUAUCACCCAGCAAAGUCAAGUUUCACUCAUUCGUCAAGGCAGGUCGUACGUUGGAGCCGUCGGAGCACCUGUUGCGUUGUCCUCGUUGUUUGUUCGCCUGUCAAAUAAACGAAGAAAAAAAUACAGCUUCAUGUUCUCGUCAGGGUUGUUCGAUGGAGUUUUGUAUUUUAUGUUCAUCUCGUCACACCGGUCCAUGUAAAAUGGCGUUGUUAGCGACGCCAACGAAGAAAAACGCUAAACGAUUAAUUGUUGGAUCGAGACAGAGUAAAAGAAAUCUCCGAAGAUUAUAAUAUAAUUAUAAUGAUGACAAUCGUAAUACUAAUAUCAACAACGAUAGUAAAGGUAAUAAUACGCCAUGUUAUAAAUUAUUAACGAAUAGACUCAAAUUAAGAUUGUAUGUUAUAUUAUUGAUAUUAGCAGCAGCAGCUGCACCGUCUAUAUCGAAAGCAUUCUCGUUGUCGCCGGAAAUGCAAAAAAUGAUAAAAGAGAAAAAAGAAAGUAAAAGCUGAAGAAGAUAAUUUUUCGACUUCCCAUAUUCCCGCAUUUCCCUUUCCCUCCCCUUGGUUGAUGGCAAAAUGAUUGCUACUUCUAUGUUACGAUAAUUAUAGAUUUUGUGCCAUUCUUUCGAUGUAGUUUUCCUCUUUUCUUUUCUUUCUUUUUUUCUCUAAAGAUACUUGCGCCAUAAUAAUUGCCAUGAAGAGAAUAACAAAAAAUCUUUUAAUGAUAAACGAAUGAAUCAAAAUAACCGAUGAAUUCUCAAAUAAUUUUCUUACAUUUCAUAUUUUUGUUCGUUUGUUUGUUAUUUUUGGUUUUAGUUGAGUUAAAAAAGCACGAUAAUGACAUUUUUCGGGAUCAGCUACAUACUCUAUGUGACGUACACAUAUAGUUGGAUCUUUGGUUUAAUAUUAUGAUUACAUAUGUAAUUUUUUUUCUUUCAAUUUCAAUUUUUUCAAAUUACUGGACUUUUUAUUGAUACGUGAUAAGUUUUAUCGUUCUUCGUUUCGGAAAUUGUGUUUAUUUUUUUUUUUGUUUCAAGAACAGCUUGAAGUACAGUCCGCCAUCGAACGAAAAUUGUAAAAAAUGUGUAAAGGAUUUUGAAAAAAUUGACAGAACGAAAUACACCGGGAGGAAAGAUUUUUUUAUUUGUGCCUCCUGGAAAACACGAAAUUUGGAUACCGCUUUCGAUAAAAAAAUACAACAAUGUUCAUCGCUUUUGAAGCUAGAUUGAUAUUAGAAGAAACUGAAAUAAUCUUUCUUCUUUGAUCAUCUGAAACGGCAUUUCUGUGAUAUGCAUGUUUAUCAUUCCGGUGUGCGCUAUAUUUAAAAUUAAUGUGUUCUCGUGUUCGUUCGUCGUGAAUUUUAGAAACCUUCACAAUUAGACGCACAGUAAUUUUAAUCAAACAAUACCUAAUCAAAAACACGAAGAGGAUAAAAACAUUUGUGAAUGGAAUUUGAAAAUCAACUAGGAUAAAUGAUAAGAACGCGAGUAAAAAUUAAAACGAAAAGAAAAAGAAAUCGUAUCAGUGAUACAGAAACUCUAUUUUUUCCAUGUUGCGCGAGCGAUGGGAAAAAAUAAAACGAAAACAAAAAAUUUCUUUGCUUUAAAUUUUCAUACCAGUUAUAGUUAUUAUUAAGUUAAAUUUUAUAAGUCGGCAUCCACAGAUUACCACACAUAAUAUAUUAUACUUGAGUAUUAAAAGAAUUUUCAGCGUAACCAUGAUGAUCGGUUAUAAAUCUACACGGGAUAGUUUAUGAUAGUUUUUUAAUAUUUAUAUAACAAAGGCGAUUCUCAAAAUUAGGAUAUAAAAUUAUGGUAUGUAGCGAAAAAAAGUUUUAUACGUAAACCUAUUUAUAUAUAUAUUUUUUUUUUAAAGAAAUUAAUUAUUUUAAUAACUAGUAUUAUGCAUAGUAUAUUAUACCCAUAAGUAAUUUUAAGAUAAUUCGCGAAAUACAAUAACCUGCAGGUAAUAUUUUUUUCAUGUGUUAUUUGCAUCGCGCCUCGUGAUGAAUUUGAUGAGCCAUUGUGAAUGCUAGUGCGUAAUUAUUUGUGCAGGUUAGAAAUAUUUUUACGUAUUGAAAUUUUAUUAAAGAAAAAAUUCAUAAUGUGAUCGUUUCUAUCGCAGACAGCUCUUGCGAUAGAAGAUUUCUUUUUCUGAUAAUCAUCGAUGAAAGACCGCAAUAAAAAUCCCUCGAUUAUCGUGUUCAAUGUUGAAACCGUUUAUUCCGAAAUUUAAUUACCUGUUUAUUAGAAUAAAAGAAGGAAAAACGCCCUGAUUAUUUAUCCAUUGCAUGCGGUUGAAAAUAUAUUAAAUCCGGAGAGAAAAGUGAAACAUAAUGAUGAAAAGUAAGAUGUCGCCGACUCGAGCACCAUGAUAAAAUGAUUCUGCACAGUUUUCCUUGAAUAUAUUAAUUCAACAUUUUGAAAAUUAAAUUUUUUGAAAUUGCCAGGGGCGCGAAAAAGGUUCAUCUCCUGUUUUUCCUUUUCUUUCGGGUUAUCAUAACGUACGCUGAGUACCAUUUUGGAUAUCAAUUACGCGUUGCUUUCUUAUAAGGAAAAAAUUUCAACCGCGAUCAUACAUUCCCUCAUAGAUUUUUCGUCUUUAUUAAUAUUAUCGGUCAUACGGUUUUUACUAUAAAGACGCUCAUUCCUUUUUUACUUGUGACGUGUCAAAUAACCUGAGUCUUGCCAAUGCUGUUCAGUUUUGCUGCUGGAUAGAGAUAUUUGAUCAGAUAUGAUUAUCGGCCAUGUAUUUCUUUGCACGUACACAUCGUUUUUUUCUUCAGUCAUAUUAAUUCGUAGAGUUCGCAGGUUCUAAUACUCACUCUCAGGAUAAUAUCUAGGCAGAAGCUUUUCCUUUCGUUUCUAGCAGAGCUUAGUCAUUUAUAAACGAUGUAAAAAUUUUUUAGUGUUCAAAUGAAAAUAAGGUGAUACCAAAUAAAUGGCAUUGUGAAACGGAACGUUCAAAAAGUUAUGAUUUUUCCUUUAUUUUGUUGUACAGUUGAGGAUUAUCUUUAAGUCUCCGUAUUCUGGCUCGUCUAUCUUAAAAAAAAAAGAGAAUGCCAAGAAUAUUAAUAAACUAACUAUAAUUAUGAUAUUCUAAGAGCGUUCUGCGAAAGUAGAUGAUUUUUUCUUGUUUAUAUAUGUGUAUGUAACAAACAAAAUGCUCAAUACACUUUGUAUUAAAUUUGAUUAAUUAUUUGUUAGGAAAAAAUUUCGCAUAGGUUCGUUGUAUGUAUUUUUGAAAUGUCGCGGAUACAAUCCUCUGUUUCAGUAAUAUUGUCAUAAUCAAACCUUGUACGCCCCAAAACUGGGGCUCGUUCCUGCAUUAUGUCAUUUUAAUAUAAAACACAAGCAAAAA
Molecule: messenger RNA, 5522 nt
Organism: Athalia rosae (coleseed sawfly)
Lineage: Eukaryota; Metazoa; Arthropoda; Insecta; Hymenoptera; Athaliidae
Exons: 2
Coding region: 900-2453 (517 amino acids)
Biological process (GO): negative regulation of meiotic nuclear division; regulation of mitotic nuclear division
Cellular component (GO): nucleus
Molecular function (GO): protein binding
Source: RefSeq, a predicted model, not a curated record